Sphenostylis stenocarpa is the source of this 603-nucleotide messenger RNA. Lineage: Eukaryota; Viridiplantae; Streptophyta; Magnoliopsida; Fabales; Fabaceae. The record is from the annotation of a GenBank genome assembly.
AUGAAAUUCAAGAAAAUGAUUAAUCGGUUGCCUGAUCACGCUGUCAGCACCCGUGAAACCGAGCACGCAGGUUGUCAUAAAACAAUGGAGUCUCACGAUGAAACAGGAUGCCAGGCUCCAGAAAGGCCCAUUCUUUGCAUUAACAAUUGUGGCUUCUUUGGAAGGGCUGCCACCAUGAAUAUGUGCUCCAAAUGUUACAAGGACAUGCUGUUGAAGCAGGAACAAGACAAACUUGCAGCAGUGUCGGUUGAAAACAUUGUGAAUGGCGGUUCUGGCUGCAGCGGGAAACAGGCUGUGACUGCAGGUUUGGUGGAUGUACAAGUUGGAAAUGUGGAGACAAAGACAGUCUCUGCUGAGAUUUCUGGGGAUUCAUCAUCUGGUCAGAAUGUGGAGUUGAAAGCUAAGACAGGUCCCAGCAGAUGUGCUACGUGCCGGAAGCGUGUUGGAUUAACAGGUUUCAGCUGCAAAUGUGGGAACCUCUUUUGUGCAAUGCACCGCUAUUCUGACAAACACGAUUGCCCCUUUGAUUAUCAGAGUGUUGGCCGUGAGGCUAUAGCUAAAGCCAACCCCACAAUUAAGGCUGAUAAGCUUGAUAAAAUCUAG